UGUAUUUUGCGAUUUGUCCUCACCAUUUUGUUUAGUGAGAAGAAUUUCUAAAUAUACAAAUUGGCCAAAAAAUAAUUAAAUCUCCUUUGGAAUUCACAUACAAAAUAUAAUGUUUAUAGAACUCGUGUUAUAGAACUUAUUCGCUGAAAAUGAUUGUUCAGGAGCCUGUACAGGCCGCUAUUUGGCACUGUUUAAACCACUAUGAUUAUUCAAAUGCUGUGUUCUUAUCUGAACGUCUUUAUGCUGAAGUAAAAACAGAUGAAAUUUUAUUCCUAUUGGCAACUGCUUAUUACCGCAGUGGGAAGAAACAACAGGCCUAUUACUCUUUACACAAAGACUUAGAUGGGCUGUCAUCUCAGUGUCAGCUUUUAUAUGCACAAUGUGCCUAUGAAUUAGAAAGGUAUGCAGAGGCAGAAUCUGCGCUUACAGAAGGUGGUUCUAGUGCCUCUAUUGAACAAAUUGUAGUACAUUUUGGGGAGGAAGCUGCCUUUGCCUUGCUCCUCUUGGGCAAAAUUUGUGCUAAGACUGAGAGGAGACCCAGGGCAGUGGAGGCAUGGAAAAAAGCACUGAAAAUUAAUCCAUUCUUGUUCUCUGCCUUUGAAAGUUUAUGCAAAUUUGGUGAAAAGCCUAAUCCCGUCAGUAUAUUUCAAACAGAUAACAUUGAAAAUAUGUCGGAUGUCCAUGGUCACUCAAUUAAUGACAUUGAAACAGUUUUUGUCACUACACCUAUGGAUAACCAGUUAAACGAAAAAGAUAUAAGUUUACGUGGACUUAAAUUUCCUAGUGUUGGAUUAAAACAUUUAAGACUAUUGAAACAAAGGCUUUUUAUGGAAGAUGACACUCCUUCACCACUACCCAACUGGAGGUCGGGUUUGGAACCUUUAACACAAACUGGGAAAAAGUGUAUUAGUGGUGUGGGUGCAUUAUUAGAGACUGAGAGCCCCAGCUUUGGAUUUCUUUGUGAUAACAAACAUGUUGGGGAUUAUAUAGGAACACCCGGCCUUUCACAUUUCUCGCCAGCUUUAAUGGAAUCUAAUCCACAUCAAUCUAUUGGAAAACGUAGUAGAGUACAGGUGGAUCAGAUAAUUAGUAGAAAAACCAAAGAGUCAGUAUUACAACAAAACACUAAGCCAGUACUGAGCCAAUCCUCAAAUUUAACUACCCCCUCAACCCCUGUAACUAAUCACUUAACCACUGAAUUAAAUCAAAAUGUCAGACGGAGUUCUAGGUUAUUCAGUUCCUGUUCAGUAAAAGAAAACAAUAAAUCUCCCUCUAGAAAUAAGUUCGUUACGCCAAAGUCACCCUCGAAAAAAAGCAAACAGCGUUUAGUCAAAAGCGUCAAUAAAAAUAAUCACGAAGAAUUAAACGCCAAUAAUGAGAAUAGUAGUAAGGAUAAACCAGCGACAAUAACGUCAGACGCCAAAAUCGAAAAGAACGCUAAUCACAGCAGCGUGCACGAAGACUUUGUUCAACAGGCGGUACAGAUGCAAAAACAAAGUUGCGACGGUCUCAUGGCUUUGCUUAGGAAUAUUGGGCAGGCCUAUGUGGCCCUUAGGAGUUACGAUUGUCAUAGUGCCAUAAAAAACCUUUUAGCCCUGCCAUCAAAUCAGUUUAAUACUUGUUGGGUGUACACACUCAUGGGCUUGGCAUAUUUUGAGAUGAACGAUUACGAACCGUGCAUAAAAUAUUUUGAAAUGGUUCAUGAGCGAGAACCAGACAGAUUAGAUUAUCUGGACGUAUAUUCGACCGCCUUGUGGCACCUUCAAAAGGAGGUAUCGUUGAGCGCUUUAGCCCAAGAUCUCGUAACGCGAGAUAAAAAUCACCCGGUGACGUGGGUCGUACAAGGGAACUGUUUCUCGUUGCACAAAGAACACGAUACUGCUAUUAAGUACUUCCAAAGAGCGGUUCAGCUGGACCGAACACAUUUUUACGCAUAUACUCUUUUGGGGCACGAGUAUAUUUACACGGAAGAGUUAGAAAAGGCCCUGAACUCAUUUAGGACGGCAGUGCGGAUCAAUCCGAUGCAUUACAACGCGUGGUUUGGUAUGGGCAACAUUUAUUCCAUGCAACAGAAGUACGAUUGGGCCGAGCUGCAUUAUAACAAAGCGUUAGCAAUAAAUAGGCAAAGUUGUAUUAUUUUGUGUCAUAUUGGCAUGGUGCAGCAGGUGCGACAACAGACGGAAAAGGCUUUAGCGACCUUCAAUAAAGCCAUUGCGGCAAACCCAAAAUCACCAUUGUCAAAGUUUCACAGGGCGUCGGUAUACUUUACCAUGGGUAGGAACGAAGAAGCCCUAAAGGAACUUGAAGAGCUCAAAGAACUCGUCCCUAAUGAAUCGUCGAUUUAUUAUUUAAUAGGUAAAAUUCAUAAAAAAUUAGGCAACACCGAUUUAGCGCUACAACACUUUAGUAGAGCGACAGCAUUGGACCCGAAGGGGGCGAUAGGACAAAUUAAAGAGGGUAUUAAUCCCACGAUGGGUGACAGUAAUGCCGAAGUGUUAGAAAGUCCUCAUUCCCCCAUUUCUGACGACCUUGAGUCUGAAAGUAACAUGGGCAGCCAAGGUCUAGAAGAAAGUUUCGACGCCCUGCCAGGAGAUAGCGAUGAUAGCGUAUUCUAUUAGAUCUAAAUUUACAUUAAAAACCUAUAUUCAAGGUGAUUCCAAAAUGACGCAUAUCACGUAAUGCUUCCUUCAAAGAACCUCAGGCAAAUAUUUAAAAAACAUCAAGUUAUUUUUUUGUCACGUUAUUAAAAUCUGUCUUAAAAUCGUACCUUUUAUGUUAUCCUAUUAUAAUCAAUUAUUAUUUGGAGGUAUACAGAAGACAUUCAUGGAUUUCUUAAUUUAAAGUGUAUCUCUGUAUCCAAAAUGUAACUGCUUAUAUUUUAAGGCUAUACUCUAUUUCAGAAGUGUGUAGAGCAAUAAAACCUCGUUAGGUAUGCAAAAGUGGUACCUGGUGAUCCACCAAUAUUUUAUGCCACUACCUUAGUUGGGUAUUAGUUUCAAUGUAAAAUUCUUUCUUUUCGUUGAUUGCAGGUAGUGCCACCCGGUUUUGGGUAAAUUUAUGAGUUUUGCCCAUUGUUACCCACUGAUAAACAUUGAAAACGGUUCGCCAAAGGCGUGCAACUGGGACUUGUUUUUUACCUUAUAAUUAAUGUACUUAAAUGCUAUUUUAUUUUAGAAAGUUACUUUUGUUUAAAUGGAAUAAUAUAUUUUUUUCACAAAUUUAUUGAACAUAAUAUGUAGAGUAAAACAGUUGAAAAUGUCACUUUUGGAUCUGGCACUUUUUGAACAGUGUAUAACAAUUUUAAAUUAUAAUAGAUUGUAGUCUUCUUCGUCAUCUGACGAACUGUCAUCACCUCUUGACAUUAUAAUUAAAGGAUCGACUGUCUGAUCGAUGAGGUUGUCAAGAUCCCACAUUUUGUCCUCUUGCUUAAUUACAUGCUGGACUGCUUUUCGCCAAUUCUCUGGUGUCGCUUCCGUAAUGGCUUGAUCAAACAGUAGCAUAACAUCUUUCAUUUUAAAAGUCGUGUUUUGUCUUGCUACAAAUCCUUUUACCUGCGCCCAUAUCAGUUCUAUAGGAUUUAGUUCGCAAUGAUAUGGCGGUAAGCGCAGUACAGUUAUAUUAUAUUUUUCGGCUAUAUCUUCCACGGCGUAUUUCAUGAAACGAGUUUUGUGUAAGUUUGCUAUUGCCAGCAGUUCUUUUUUUAUCAAAUUUGCUUCAAACGCAAUACCUUUUGCAGUCAGCCAAUCGAUAAUUUCUUGCUUUCUCCAACUUGAAGUUGGCGUCUUCUCUAUUCGCCGUGAAUGAUAGCUUGCGUUAUCCAUAACCACCACCGAAUUAGCCGGAAGAAAUUUUAUCAUUUCACCAAAAUAGUCCUCGAAAACGUCUGAGUUCAUGUCUUCAUGGUAAUCUCCUGUGCGAGUCGACUCAAAGGUUAGCAGACCUUCUUUUAAAAAUCCCUCUUCGCUUCCAAUAUGUGUGAUUAUAAGUCUUUUUCCUUUUCCCGAAGGUACUUUAAUACCCGUAGACAGGCCUUCUAUGAAAGCUUGGCGAGCACUGGUUAUAUUUUUGUCUUGCCACAUUUUUUGGACUAUAUAACCUUCGUUAAUCCACGUCUCAUCAAGAUAAAAAACUUUCUUUUGCUCCCUGCGGUACUGCUUGAUACUUCUCAAGUAUUGUCGUCUCCAACAAACAAUUUCGUCGCUCUCCAGUAAAAGUGCUUUGCGGUUAUGCUUUUCCCAGGCAAAAUCCAUAUUUUUUUAAGUUUUCCAUAAAAGUUUUCUACUUUUCAACGGAAUACUGUCAUCUCGGCCAAGCUCCAUUAAAAUUUUGUCUAGGGUGGGUAUUUCCUUUUUAAAAUAAAAAGAGUGAACUUUUCUUCGAAUUAUACAUUUAGCAUUUUCAUCAAGGACUUUUGUAGGUCGUCCUGGCUUUUGCUUGGAAGAUUCCACUUGACCUGCUACUUUUCUUUCCCGCAACAAUUUGAAAAUGGUGGACUUUCCAAUUCCAUUCAUUCGAGAACAUUUUUCAACAAUUUCUUGCACAGUAAAACUAGGGUAAUCGUGUUUUAUGCAAUCAUGUACAUUUAAAAUAAUAACUUUUUCACUCAGCGAUAGUGGAGAAUUUUUAGUACAUCUUUUCGUUGGACUGAAUACCUCCAUUUUUUAAAUAUUGGGAUAAUAAUAUUGUGAUUACACUACAGCGUAGCAGUGACUACUAACGUUUAAAAUAUGAUUUAAAAGUAUUUAUAGUCUGUAUAUAUUACCUGACCCCAUUUUUGCAUGUUACAAAGCGUUAAAAGAUAGGUAUCUAUACAAAAGGAUUAAAAGUAUUUAUUUAGUAUUUAAUCUCUUUCAAAAUAAAGGCAUUUAAUCCGUAAAAAUUAAAUUCAUAAAUAUUAUAAGUACCUGCGCCUAUGAACUACCACGAAAUGUAGCCAAACAGAACGGAAUUCCCCACUUUAUUGCUCUAUACACUUCUGAAAUAGAGUAUAAUUUAACUAGAGCCAUAUUUAAAGUUUCAAAAAAGAUGUACAAGAAAAAUUUGAUUUGCGAUUAUUAUUAUUAUUGCAGAUAUUUAUACUCUGAUCAAGGAUAGUGCUGCAGAAUUCCGUGUUAACCUCAUAUCCACAUAAUAUAUUUAAUUCGAAUAAUCCAGAAUUCGUUGCUAUUUUCCUGACUUUUCAUGGUUUCUAAAACAAUAAAAUAUACGUGAAAAUAUACUAUUCAGAAAUGUUGCAAUUUCGAAAUGUAAACGAUGAAUAAAUUGAAACUAUUGAAAUUUACUAUUUUACAUUAAAGUUUGUUUCUGCGAUUCUUUAAAGCGGAAUAUUUAAAGCCAUUUUGGAAUCACCCUGUACGGAAAUAAUUAUUUUUAGCACGCGUACCGUGUCGGGCUUUUAUCGUACUAUUAAAUUUGGUGUGUAUUUAAAAAAUAUAAUAUAUUAAGUAGUAAAAUAUUAGGUACGUGUUUCGAUUUAUAAUUCUCGCAAAUCUUCAAAUAUAGGGUGUAAAUUAAAAUACGGUUAUUCAUUUUUUAAAAACUGGAUAGGAACGUCGUGGAAAAAGGUCGGGUACUCCAAUAUAAUACAUAAGUUAAAACAACAGAUUGUUAUUUAUGUGUAUUGUUUUUUUUUAUUGUAGAAUACUUUACUUUGUUUAUAUGUAUUAAAUUAUUAUUAAUGAUUUAUUUAUAUUAAAUGAUUUUUCAGCGUGUUCAGUGGCACAGUGUUAGUUUUUUUUUGUAACAAUGGGUAUAUUGUGGCAAAAGUUGUACACACUGUAAGUGUAAAAUGGUAUUUUCUCGCAAUUGUGUGUAUGUUUUGAAUAUUUUUUUUUCUAAGUCUUGCACUAGGGAAAAGCUAACACUGUUCUGCCUCAUUUUCUAAUUAUGUAUAUAUAAAAAAAUAUUUGAAAAAUUAUAA
Molecule: messenger RNA, 5920 nt
Organism: Anthonomus grandis grandis
Lineage: Eukaryota; Metazoa; Arthropoda; Insecta; Coleoptera; Curculionidae
Gene: Cdc27
Product: cell division cycle protein 27 homolog
Exons: 16
Coding region: 150-2618 (822 amino acids)
Biological process (GO): cell division
Molecular function (GO): protein binding
Source: RefSeq, a predicted model, not a curated record